This is a messenger RNA of Oreochromis aureus, 3012 nucleotides long. Its product is annotated as COP1-interactive protein 1-like. The transcript is spliced from 23 exons. The coding region runs from base 765 to 2732 and encodes 655 amino acids. The record is from RefSeq and is a predicted model, not a curated record. Lineage: Eukaryota; Metazoa; Chordata; Actinopteri; Cichliformes; Cichlidae. Gene Ontology annotation, molecular function: protein binding.
GGAGGUGCUGACAUCCACCUGCUGUACAGGCAGGCAGCUUCACCUGUGCCUGCAGGUGCAUUGAAGCACAGGUGUGAACAGCAAGCACAAGGUGAGAGCGGACAGGUAAUGAUUUCACACGACUGAGCAGUUCCAGUGAUGUCAAACACGGAUCCCAGGCUCCUCUGAUGGAAGAUCUCAUGGUGUUCGUGUCACAGGUCGGACCAGGCGAGCAGCACGGUUUACUUCACUGCAUGCUGCUGACGCCCACCUGCAGGAUCAUGAAGCCUCCUACCUGUACAGCGCGACUGUAAUAAGUGCAACCAUCCGUUACCACUGUCCUCCUGACCCACCUAGGCUUCCUUCAGCAGAGGCAGUAUCAGAUGAAUCUGACCCCAGAUCUGCUUUCUGUGUCCCUGAGAGCACAAUGCAGCCUCCAGUCUCAGCAGGUGCAAACACAUCUGAGCUGAGCUGCAAUUUUGAGUUGUGGGGGGCGCCGUCGUUUGGAUGCCAGGUUAAUGUUAUUCCGCUUACCCGGCCUCGGGUUGAAGUUAUUCCGGCUCAGUGAGCAGUUAUUGCAGCUGUUGGCUGUUUUCUGACCCACAGGAGGACGUGAGAGCGUAGCUGUUGAAACAGCGCUCGGAUUCAUAAAGGCUGAAGGUGAACCACAGUUCUUUCUUUCACACUUGGAAUUCUUUGCAUGAUUAUCUGGUUUGGAGCAUGUGGGAAGCCGUGACUGAGAAAGGUCUGAAAAGCCUUUUUAUUCCGAGACGAAUGAUUACUGGAUGCCGAGUGAGUGCAAGGAGCCUUUGUUCUUUGGACUCCGCCCCCUCGCCCUUGUGCUGAAGGAUUUCUGCAGGUGGAGGACAAUGGCGAGAAGGUCUGCUGCUUUGUUUCUGCUGUUCUGCUGCUCCGUCAGUCGGGGCUGGUCGGAGGCUUCGGUCCCCCCGCCAGCGGUAGUCUCCCCAGCCCUCCCCGUCCUCUGGGAUGAGCUGCGAGGGCUGAAGGAGCUUGUGCUGAGCCUGAAGGCGGAGGAGGUGGGCCGGCGUCAGAUCCUGAGAAGGGUGGAGAGCUGGCUGAGGGAUGGAGAGGUGGAGGCCGAGCAGCAGAGACGGAGCAUGGAGGGACUGAAGGAGGAAGCGCUCCGACAGGCAGAGGAGCUGAGGGGGAGGGUGGAGGAGCUGGAGGAGCAGAGCAAAGCUCGAGCCGCCGACGUGUCGAAGCUUCAGUCCAGGCUGAACAGCAGCGAGCGCUCGACGGAUGACCUGAAGAAGAAGAACUCAGCUCUGGCGGCGGAGUUGCCGUUCCUGCAGACAAGACUGAGGGCGAGCGAGAGCACCGUGGAACAGCUGAGGAGGAAGAACGCAGUGUUGGCGGCCAGACUGUGUAACGCCGAGAGUCUGAUGGAGGAGCUGAGGCGGCAGAUCUCAGAGUUUCCGGCCUCCAACGCCUCGUCUCUGACGCCUGACAUGUUGGAGCUGGAGGCUCGACUGGGCGCCCGUCUGGAGGACCUGAGCUCUGACGCUGAAGCUCUGCGGGGUGGACUGAAGUCACUCCAGGAGAUGCUGAAACCAGCUUCAGACCUGCAGCUGCUCAGCUCCUCACCAGUGGAGUCGGCGGGCGCUUCAGCGCUCGGCAGCAGGCUGAGUGACGCUGAACGCCGCUUGGAUGAGCUGCACACACAAACCUCAGCUGUCAGAGCCUCGUUGGAAGAAAACCUGUCGGCUGUGAAGAGUCAGGUGCAGCAGCUGGAGCUGACCAGCACGGCUCAGACCGACUCAGUGAAGCAGCUGCAGCUUAAACUAAACUCCACAGAGCAUCAGAUCCACGAGCUGCAGACUGUAACAUCAGAUCAAAGCUCCAAACUGACGAAGCUGCAGACAAGCGUGAACACGAGCGCGAGCCUGCAGGGCGACCUGAACACAGAGAUUAUGAACAAACUGAGAGACGAUGAGAAACAGCUGGAACAGAUGAAGGCUGAGCACACAGCUCAGACCGACUCAGUGAAGCAGCUGCAGCUUAAACUAAACUCCACAGAGCAUCAGAUCCACGAGCUGCAGACUGUAACAUCAGAUCAAAGCUCCAAACUGACGAAGCUGCAGACAAGCGUGAACACGAGCGCGAGCCUGCAGGGCGACCUGAACACAGGCCGUGACAUCGAGCUGUCGGCCACGAUGCUCAGACUGAACGUCACCGAGCGGCGGUUGGACGAGCUGAUGACACAAAACACAGUGCGAGCCGCUGAGCUGGAGUCUGUUUCGGACCGACUGAUGGCGGCACAGAGACGCGCUGAUGAGCUGCAGGUCAGGCUGAACCAGCUGAGGGCCUCGUCCGAGGAAGGAGGUGAGCUGAGGGUGGCGUUUUCAGCCGGUCUGACCGAUUCGGGGUCAGUGGGACCGUUUGAUGAAGAAACAACUCUGAUCUUCUCCAAAAUCAUCACCAACGUCGGCGAAGCCUACAACCAGACAGCAGGUGUUUUCACGGCUCCUGUCAGAGGACUGUACGUCUUCAGCUUCACGGCUGCAGAUUACGUGAAAGGCUACAUGGGCCUGUACCUGUACAAGAACGACCAGCCGAUCGUCUUCAGCCUCGACCUGAACGACCACGGCGGCUACGCCUCCACGAGCAACGCCGUGUGUCUGGAGCUGGAGGAGGGCAACCGGGUGCACCUCGGCCUGCCGGCCAGCUACCGCCUCUAUGACGACUCCCGAAACUUCAGCGUGUUCUCUGGCUUCCUGCUGUUCCACCUGUGAUGGUGACGUCCCGGGAUACACCCAGAUUAUCCAACCUUUGUACAGCAGAGCGAACAGGAAGUGGGAUGAAAGAGGCCACACCCUUAAUAACGCGAACUUUACUCUUUAAUAUAAUGUAAAGCGGAGGAAAUGAUCUUGUAAACAUGUUUAACACGAGUCUCACUGCUGCCUCGCUGGUCACCUGAGGAACUGCAGCUGUUUGUGCUCCAGUGAUCAUUUCAUGCAAGUCUCAGGAGGAGCAGUGACUUUAGCCCCGCCCUGAAUGUAGCAGUCAGUGAAA